Messenger RNA from Lolium perenne, 1959 nucleotides. The record is from RefSeq and is a predicted model, not a curated record. Lineage: Eukaryota; Viridiplantae; Streptophyta; Magnoliopsida; Poales; Poaceae.
AUGUGGACUGAUAGGAAGAAAUUUUAUGCUAGGUGCAAAGGCUAUGAUGGUGGUGGAAAUCCAUGCAAAUGGUACAUAUCUGCCAGACUACAACCUGAUGGCAGUACAAUGAGGGUAAAUCAAAUACCAAACCAGCAUACAUGUAUGACCACUUCACAGAGAGUUUCAAAUAUGACAAACCAGCUUUGGAUUACAGAGAAGAUUACUCCUAUUUUAGCAAAAACUCCAAACACUACUGCAAAAAGGCUUAAAGUGGACUUGGAGAAGCUAUACCCCAUCAAACUGAAAUAUACCACAGUUUGGAAGGCAAAACAAAGGGCAAUGAAAUCAUUGUAUGGUGACUGGGCAAAUACAUUUAGGAUGUUGUAUAGCUUUAAAGCUGAGGUGGAGAAGAGGUCACCUGGAAGUGUGGUGGAGAUAGACACAGAGGUUACAGAGGAUGGCAGUGUUUACUUCAGCAAGUUUUUUAUGUGUUUGAAGCCUUGCAUAGAUGGAUUCAAAGCAGGAUGUCGUCCAUAUUUGAGCAUAGACUCUUCUUUUUUGACUGGAAAGUGGAAUGGUCAGUUGGCUGCAUGCAAUGCUUUGGAUGGACACAACUGGAUGUUCCCAAUUGCAAUUGGAUUGUUUCAAUCAGAGACAGUGGCAAGCUGGACAUGGUUCAUGAUGCAACUGAAAAGAUGCAUAGGGCCAGUUUCACCUUUGGCCAUCCACACAGAUGCAUGUAAAGGGCUGGAAAAUGCUGUAAAAAAUGUUUUCCCCCAUGCUGAGCGGAGAGAGUGCUUUGGACAUAUGUGGAUGAAUCUGAUAAAAAAAUUUAGAGGAGAUGAAUUUGGGCGCAUGUGGCCAGCAGCAAGAGCUUACAGAGCACAGACACAUUCCUACCACCUUGGUUUUAAUACUGCAAUAAAAUGUGAUCACAUCAAUAACAACUUGGCAGAAAGUUUCAACAAUAAAGUGAAAGAUUUAAAAGAUUUGCUUGUGCAUGACAUGGUGGACCAAAUAAGGAUCAUGAUCAUGCGUUUGUGGGACUUGAGAGGAAGACUUGGUGAUAUGUUGGAAGGGGACAAGCUUCCAGCAGUGGUACAACAGGUGGUCAACAAGAGUAGAAACCUUUCACAUCUAUCUGUUGAGAAAUCCUCCUUAUUUGAUGCUGAAGUUAAAGAUGCAAGGAGUGUCAAGAGGUUAAAUAUGCACCCAUAUUUGCAUGAGUAUUACUCAGUACAAAAGUUUAAGGCUGCAUAUGCAACUCCAAUUCCAGCCCUGACUGACCAAUCUCAGUGGCCUGAGGUGGAUAUAGAAUUUACACUGUGUCCCCCUCUGAGUAAAAGAAAGGCUGGGAGGCCCAAACAGAGCAGAUACAAAGCUUGGUUUGAGAAGGGGGGUUGUAGUAAGAAGGGGAAAAAGGAAAAACCAGAAAAGCCUAAAAGGGCUCAAAAAGUAUCUAAUUUAUAUCCUUGUUCCAAUUUAUAUGAUUUUUUAAGGAGGAAGCGUGGAGAAAAAGCCCCACCUCUUGUUGUUGAACAGUGCUGGCCAAUGAAAAAGCCAAGACUCAAUGGCUAUAGAAAGAAAAGAAGCAGUUUGGUCAAUGCACCAGUGCCAGAUGAACCUGUUUCAGAGCUACUUCUGUUGCCUCAACCAGAUUUGACUAUUGAGUUGCCAGAUGAACCUGUUCUGGAGGUUAUGAUGAAUUCUGAACCUGUUCUAGAGGUUGUGCUGAAUUCUGAAGCUCAGGAGGUUAUGCCUAUGCCAGAUGUGUCUGUGGCUGCUGAUGUGCUUGUGCAUGUGGCUCAGGAGGUUAUGCCUAUGCCAGAUUUGCCUAUGGCUGCUGAUGUGCUUGUGCCUGUGCCAGAUGUGCAAAAGAUGAGGGGGCCUAGUGGUUGCGGCAAAAAGUUCAGGAGUAUGAACAAACUAUGCUAUGGUACUGCAAUGAGAAGUGGUAGGAAGAAGCAGAAGAAAUAG